CGCCGUGUGACGCGUUCAGUGCCACGUUGGCAGCGCGGCCGACGCCUUCGUUUUCUGUUACUUUUGUUUCAUCGAUUCACCUAUACAAUUUGUAAAAAAAUAAAAAGGAAAAAAGUGUGUGCACGAAAAUAAAUAUAUUGAUAUAGAAAAGAAAAAGUAUAGAUUUAAAAUCAUUAAAAUCGUAUCGUGAGAAUAUCGGAAGAGCCUCUAAAAAAAUAGACAAGGACGAAGUGUUUCAAUCGUGUGAAAAAGCAAGAGAAAACCAAAAAAGAGAAAGAGAGAGAGAGAUAGAUAGAUAGAUAGACAGACAGACAGACAGAGAGAGAGAAAAAGAGGGAGCGAGCCAUUCUAAAAGUCCCUCUCUCCUUUUCUCUUUCUUUUUCUCUCUCUUUUUCUCAACACAGCGAGUAGUGGGGGAGUAAAAAUAUCUCUUUCUCUCUUCCUCCCUCCAUCUCUUACUCGACACUGUGAAAUCCGAUUCCGAACGAGUAAGGAGACUGUCCCUUCCACUACUCUUCCACCCAAGCUCAUUAGUCCACUUUCGUACGUUAUCGUGUUCAUUUUCGUGAUACGAAGCGCUUCGUCACAUUGCGUGAAAACACGCGGUUCUUCCCAUAGAGAAAAAACCCUUCAAUACAUUAUUUCUUUCAUGGAGGAAGUUUAAUACAAGAAAAUAACUUCUUCUUCCUUUGCUUUAACAAGUAUUGUGUGUGUGUGUGCGUGUGCGUGCGUGCGUGAGUGCGUGUAAUUGUGCGUGUGCGCGUGCGCGCGCGCGCGUCUCGUGUGUUAAUCAGCUUUUGGAAAGGAGAACAAAAAAGAUACUUUUUUUCUUGACGAAAAAGAGUGCAAUUAUGUCGUCGUCAUCCUCUUCGGAUAUGAAUUUCAUGGAUUUAUUAUUUUCUCGCGAAGACGCCUUCCUUAAGGAUGUCGUUAAGGAUGAGCCUUUCGUCGAUCACAAUUACACUGACGACGCCAUCACGACGGAAGAAUGGCCAACAAAUCCGGACGAUUUCUUGGAUUCGAUUUUCAAAUUAGAAGAUAAUCAAUUCAAUCUGAUCGAGAAUGAUUUAGAAGCUAUUCCAUCCUCCUCAUCGGACAGUGGACUUUCCAGUGCUUUGAGUCUUUCCUGCGAGCAACAAUUGAGUCCUCUUUUACCGAUCGAAGAAGACCAAGCUGAAGUCUCGAAUUCGGAUUUAAGCAGUCCUCAAAAUUUUAUGGAUUUUGAUUCAUUAGGAAGUCCAAAUCAAUCGAUGGGUAGUAUCGACAGUCCUAUAAGAUCGGUUGUCUCCUCGAAUAUAGGAUCACCAGUCACGGAUGUUAACGAAGAAAUGGAGUUCGAGCCAACUCUCGUAGCUGUGGUAAAUCCUAACAAUACCGUUCCUGAUUCUACUCCUGUCAUAACAACAGAUCAACAACCGACAGUUAAUAUAGAAGCACUAAUUAAGCAACAGGCACAUGUGACGCCUCAGGAAAAUACAGUAAAUGUUCGCAAUCUGACGUGCAGUGGAAAGAGAAACAUAAGACAAUUAAUUCGUGUUACACCAAUGGGAUCUGGUAACCCUAGGUCGAUUUUAUUACCCGUUAGCUUAAAGGACAUGAAGGAAGUACGAACAAUAAAGAUAAUAAACGCAUCGCAAGCCAGAAAUCUCAAAGGCUUCAAGAUUAAUCAAGCAAAUAUCAUUAACAAACCUGUUCAGAUGACUAUAAAGCAAGAAGAUUCCAGCAGCGAAAAGGGUUGUAAUUCGAGUGACGAAAUUUCGGAAACAGAUUCACCUUAUCCAAGAUUAAAAUUAAAUGCUGAAGAAAAACGUCUUUUACAAAAGGAAGGAAUAACGUUACCAACUCAUUAUCCGCUCACGAAACACGAAGAACGUGAGCUGAAGAGGAUCAGACGUAAGAUUCGCAACAAAAUAUCUGCUCAGGAUUCACGUAAAAGAAAAAAGGAAUACGUGGAUGGAUUGGAGGAUCGUGUAAAACAGUGCACAGAAGAAAACAUGACGUUGCUCAAACGUAUAAAAGCACUCCAAUCCCAAAAUCAGAGUCUAGCCGGUCAACUUAAGAGACUCCAAGCAUUAAUACAAAAAAGCAACAAAAGCGCUCAACCAGCAACUUGUCUGAUGGUCCUGUUACUUUCGCUAGCACUCGUAGCUGUGCCGAAUCUUCGACCACACUCAAAUUCCAACAAUGAACUCACAAAGGAGCAAGAACAACCUGAAAAGAUGCCGCCUCUUGCAGGUCGCUCGAGGACACUCCUUUAUACGAAACAAUUAAAAGAUGAAGAACUGCAACAAUAUGGCGAGGAAUUGUUGCAGGAAGUCGAGGGUCUUUUGGAUCACGAUUACAGUCCCGUGGUUCAGAUGCCUCCCUACAAACGUCCUCGCAUUGAGAACGAAGUGAACAAUCAAAAGUUCAUUGCUUCCUCGGAACAAAUUGGUGGUACGUUAAGUGGUAUACUUGGUGGCCAAGAAAUGCCGUUUAUGAAACCGAGCAAUCGGAAAUAUAUCGAGCCACCAUUGGACGACGUUUGGCCACCACCUAAUCCAGGCGGGAAAACGGAACCUAAAGUGGUCGAUAAGCUUGAAGCUUUGACCAACGAACUAAAGAUCAAUAUAUCUGACUCGGAAGGCACCAGAACCGUCCUUGUAAAAGUACCUCAUGAACAGUGAAGUACCACCUUUCUUUCUUUUCUUCUUUAUUUCCCUUUUUUCUGGAGAUAACAACAAAAUGAAAGAAUAAAUACCGUUUAAAUGAAAUCGAACGACCGUGAAAGAACGCACGUAUCUCAAAGGUUUUCGUCGUGAAUUUCGAAUUUUUCAAUAAUAAACACACAUCGAUAUAACUAGCGACAAAGUUAAACGUUAAUAGUAAAUCGAAUUGAAAAGAAACAUUAAGAAUUUAAUAUAUUCCUCUAAUAACAUACAUUCUUUGUUUUACUUUAAAUAAAUGUUUAUCAUGUAAGAG
Messenger RNA from Vespa mandarinia (Asian giant hornet), 2961 nucleotides. RefSeq lists its product as uncharacterized. Gene Ontology annotation, cellular component: nucleus. The record is from RefSeq and is a predicted model, not a curated record. Lineage: Eukaryota; Metazoa; Arthropoda; Insecta; Hymenoptera; Vespidae. Gene Ontology annotation, molecular function: DNA-binding transcription factor activity, RNA polymerase II-specific; RNA polymerase II cis-regulatory region sequence-specific DNA binding. Gene Ontology annotation, biological process: regulation of transcription by RNA polymerase II.